Symsagittifera roscoffensis is the source of this 565-nucleotide messenger RNA. Its product is annotated as myophilin-like. Gene Ontology annotation, cellular component: actin cytoskeleton. Gene Ontology annotation, biological process: actin filament organization. The record is from RefSeq and is a predicted model, not a curated record. Lineage: Eukaryota; Metazoa; Xenacoelomorpha; Acoela; Convolutidae. Gene Ontology annotation, molecular function: actin filament binding.
UUCGUUAUUUACCGUCAGGAAAAAGUAAAUAAUCAGUACAAACGGUUUUUAUGGUACGAAUUAUAGUUUAAGCUAAUUUAGUAUAAGUUCAUAAUCAAAACUAAGCCUGUUGUCGCUUGUGUUGCAAAAAUAUCCAGGACCAAAUAAUCAACAAAUCAGUGCAGGAUGGCGACUAGGGAGCAGGGGCACGGGGACUUGGCGGAGAGACAGGCGAAGCUGGACUCCAAGUACGACAUAGAAGUGGAGCAGCAGGUGAGAGUGUGGAUGGAGAUGGUCACUGGGGAACCCAUAGUGCCAGAGAUGCCACAGGACGUGUUGUUGGGUCCGGAGGCAUUCCAGGCGGCCUUGAAGGACGGAAUGUAUCUGUGCCAUCUGAUGAAUGCAAUUGUGCCUGGCAGCUGCAAACCCAAGAAGAGCAAGAUCGCCUUCAUGCAGAUGGAGAACAUAGGCCAGUUCCUGACUGCGUGUGAGAAGUAUGGGGUGAAGACUGUGGACAUGUUCCAGACUGUGGAUCUAUAUGAUAACACCAACUUCGGAGCUGUCAUCCAGACCAUCCUAGCACUAG